GCGGCGGCGGUGAAAUUAUUCCUACCUUAGGUGUUUCGCUUGCCUACGGUGAGGUCCGCCGCUUUGCUUCCCCUUCGCGGAGGGGCCGGGUGCGGACUGGAUGUGAGCGCGGGCCCAGGGUGUGCAGUUCCUGUGGCGGGGGCUAGGACAGCGAAUCCCAGCUCGGAGUGUCUGAGACGCGUCGGCCUCGGCAGGUGCCUUCUCCAAGAGAGGCAGUGGGUAGAGAGAAAUGGCCACAAAGUUGUUACCAGCCCCGACUCAGGAGUCCGUGACAUUCAGAGAUGUGGCUGUGCACUUCAGCCGGGAUGAGUGGCUGUACUUGGACCCCGCACAGAGAGCCUUGUACCGGGAGGUGAUGCUGGAGAACUACAGCUCCCUGGUGUCACUGGGGAUUCUCUUUUCCAAACCAAAGGUUAUCUUCCAGUUACAGCAAGGGGAGGACCCCUGGAUGGUGGAAAACGGAGUUUCUUGUGGUGCAUGUCUAGGAUGGGAGAGCUUGUUUGAGACCACAAAUUCCGAAGAAGACUAUCAGGAAGUAAUGAAUAAACUCAUAGAUGAUAGUACUUUGGACUUCAAGUUGGGGAAAACCUACAUAAGUGAGGACAAGCUAGAGAAGCAGCAGGGCAAAAAGAAUAAACCUUUCAGGAAAGUCUUGGUUACCAUCAAGAAAACCUACACGAAAGAGAGGAGCUUAGUAGGUGUUGAGAAAAAUCUUGGUCUAAAAUCAUCAAUUAUUAGAAAAUCCAGAAUUGUUUCCAGAGGAAGGAAGCCCCAUUUACAACACUAUUCAAUUCUAUUUAAACAACUGGAAGUCAAUACAGUGCGAAAAUGUUACAAAUGUAACAUCUGUGGGAAAAUCUUCCUCCACAGUUCUUCCCUGAGUAAACAUCAGAGAAUCCACACUGGAGAGAAGCUCUAUAAAUGUAAAGAAUGUAGGAAAGCUUUCAGCCAAAGCUCAUCCCUAACUCAGCACCUGAGAGUUCAUACUGGAGAGAAACCUUACAUAUGUAAUGAGUGUGGGAAAGCCUUCAGUUUUACUACCUCUCUCAUUGGACAUCAGAGAAUGCAUACUGGAGAGAGACCUUAUAAGUGUAAUGAAUGUGGGAAAACAUUUAAAGGUAGUUCAUCCCUUAAUAAUCACCAGCGAAUUCAUACUGGAGAAAAGCCCUAUAAGUGUAAUGAAUGUGGGAGAGCCUUUAGCCAGUGCUCAUCUCUUAUUCAACAUCAUAGAAUUCAUACUGGAGAGAAACCGUAUGAAUGUACUCAGUGUGGGAAAGCCUUUACUUCAAUAUCACGGCUAAGUAGACACCAUAGAAUACAUACUGGAGAGAAACCCUUUAAUUGUAAUGAGUGUGGGAAAGUAUUCAGUUACCAUUCAGCCCUUAUUAUACAUCAGAGGAUUCACACAGGUGAGAAGCCUUAUGCAUGUAAAGAAUGUGGGAAAGCCUUUAGCCAAAGCUCAGCUCUUAUACAACAUCAAAGAAUUCACACUGGAGAAAAACCCUACAAAUGUAACGAAUGUGGGAAAGCUUUUUCCUGGAUUUCACGGCUUAAUAUACAUAACAGAAUCCAUACUGGAGAGAAACCAUAUAAUUGUAAAGAAUGUGGAAAAGCCUUCAGUUCUCAUUCUGCAGUUAAUACGCAUCGAAAAAUUCAUACUGGAGAGAAACCUUAUAAAUGCAACGACUGUGAAAAGGCCUUCAACCAAAGCUCAGCUCUAAUUCAGCACCAGAGAAUUCAUACUGGAGAGAAACCAUAUAACUGCAAAGUAUGUGGAAAAGCCUUCAGACAAAGUUCUUCCCUUAUGACACACAUGAGAAUUCAUACAGGAGAAAAGCCUUAUAAAUGUAAAGAAUGUGGGAAAGCUUUUAGUCAGAGCUCAUCUCUUACUAAUCAUCAGAGGACUCAUACUGGAGAAAACUAUAAAUAAAAUGCAUGUGGAAAAUCUUCCAACUGAAGUUCAUUUCAUAUUGAAUAUCAAAGAAUUCGUCUUGGGGAGAAAGGUGGCCUUCCUGGGACUGAGGAGCUCCCCUGCCUCUUCAGGGCGGCGGGCGGUGCCAGCGCCUAUCUUCGUAUUGACGUUAGCAGUGCUCUGCUCUCCUUUGGCUGGAAAACUAAGAAGGAAAGAAUGGCUGUGGAUUUGCUGCCUGCUCAGGUGACAGAGUCCGUGACGUUCAGGGAUGUGGCCGUGCUCUUCAGCCGGGACGAGUGGCUGUGCUUGGACCCCGCGCAGAGAGCCUUGUACCGGGAGGUGAUGCUGGAGAACUACAGCUCCCUGGUGUCACUGGGGAUUCCGCUCUCAACGCCAAAGGUGAUCUGCCAGUUGCAGCGAGGAAAAGAUCCCUGCCUGGUGGAAGGAGAGGCUUGUCAAGGCGCCUGUCAGGAUUUCAAGACAUGGCCUGAAAUAGAAGCAUUGCCUCCCAGACAGGACAUUUUUAUAGAAGAAGCAUCUCAGGGAAUAAUAACGAAAAAAUCCACUAAGUUCGGUCACUGGGGCAUCAAGCUUAGAGAAGCUUUGGAAUUUCAGAAUAGAAGAGAACAGGAACAACGGAAGAUGCCUUUUAGGCAGAUGUUAGCCUCACACAAGAAAACCAUCUGUGGUGAUGGAAACCAUAUAAGUCUUGAAUUAGGGAAAGGGUUAUUUGUAAAUACAGUUCUGGUUACACAGCAGAGUGUUCCUGUAGAAAGGAUACCCAAUAUAUGUUAUACUUUUGGGAAAGAUUUUAAACAGGAUUUUGAUCUGCUGAAAUGCUUCCAAAUUUAUCCAGGAGAUAAAACUCAUAUUUGUAAUGGAUGUGGGAAAAGCUUCAGUCAAAGUCUUCAGCUUAUUGAUCACCAGAGAAUUCAUACUGGUGAGAAACCCUACAAAUGUAACGAAUGUGGGAAAACGUUCAGCCAUAGAUCAUCCCUUCUUGCCCACCAGAGAAUUCAUACUGGAGAGAAACCUUAUAAAUGUAAUGAAUGUGAGAAAGCAUUUAGCAGCAGCUCGACUCUGACCAAACAUGUGAGAGUGCAUACUGGAGAGAAACCCUAUCAAUGUAAAGAUUGUGGUAAAGCCUUUAGCCAGUGUUCAACCCUCACUGUACAUCAGAGAAUUCAUACUGGAGAGAAACUCUAUAAAUGUGGUGAGUGUGAGAAGGCCUUCAGUUGUAGAGCAAAACUCCAUAGACAUCAAAGAAUCCAUACAGGUGAGAAACCUUAUAAAUGUAGUGACUGUGGGAAAGGUUACAGCCAGCUUACAUCCCUGGCUGAACAUCAGAGGCUUCAUACUGGAGAACAACUGUGUAAAUGCAUGGAAUGUGGCAGAACUUUCACACGCAUCGCAACCCUUAUCGAACAUCAGCGAAUUCAUACUGGACAGAAACCCUACCAGUGUAACGAAUGUGGGAAAACCUUCAACCAGUAUUCAUCCUUUAAUGAACAUCGGAAAAUUCAUACUGGGGAAAAACUUUAUACGUGUGGAGAAUGUGGGAAAGCCUUUGGGUGCAAAUCCAACCUUUAUAGGCAUCAGAGAAUUCAUACUGGGGAGAAACCCUAUCAGUGUAAUCAGUGUGGAAAAUCUUUCAGCCAGUUUUCAUUCCUAACUGAACAUGAAAGAAUCCAUACUGGAGAGAAACUCUAUAAAUGUAUGGAAUGUGGGAAAGCUUACAGUUAUAGAUCAAACCUUUGUAGGCACAGAAAAGUUCACAAUAAAGAAAAACUCUAUAAAUGGAAGGAAUAUGGGAUCAGAGAUUUCUUAGAGGAGUUAAGUCCCGUGAGGUUUAAUUUUUCUCUCAAAUAAUUCAAGACUUCUCACUGGAGAAUAAUCAGGAGAACAAUAAGGCAGACUUCUGAUGGUCUUCUUUAACUUCUCUUGGAGAAAAUGUGCUAGUUACCACUAAGUCGUGGUAAAAUUUAUCAGCGAAAACAUGAUGAGCACUGACUUGUCAAAUUUUAUAAGAACCAUUAAGUUCUAAAGUUUACAAAACAUGUAAAAUUUUUUAAAUUCAUAGAAAAAUGUAAAAGCCUAACUUUUAAAAAAAUGAAAAUAAUGAAAUAUUAAUUCUGUUUCUUUCAUUAGACUUUAUUUCCUUUCAAAAAUAAGCUUCAAUACAAAUUAAAAGCAGUCAUUGAGUAGUAAUGUGGGACCUUAUUUUCUAAAAUGUCAGGGAGACGUAGGAUAUACUCUUUUUUCAUAAAGAGAAGCUAAAGAUAAGAAUUAUUUGAAGUCUAAUUUUCACAUGGAAAUAAGCUCACCUUUUGUGAACUGCCUCACAAGCAAGUUAUAUGUAUAUAUAUAUAUACAUACAUAUAUACACAUGCACAUAUGCACAUGCACAUACGUAUAUACACACAGUUUGGGAAUAUAUGUAUAUUUUUUCCAAAAACCUUUGAUGAUUAAAAACUGGUUUUAUCAAUUCCAAAUUUAGUUUGAAAAUUAAAAUUUUGCCCAAAUGGAGUCUUCCAUUUCCUUUUCUACAUUAUUUCUUAAUUUGAUAUGAUUCUACAUUACCGGAGGGUUUUAUUACAGUACUAGAGAAGAUGAGUAAACUGGGGCAAGUACAGAGGCUGUCAUGCAAAUACUCUCAUCAGUUGUGAAGGUAUAUAUUUGCAGAAUCUGUGACUAUACAGCAGGUAGUUCAUUAGAGCCAGGAGAAAUUUUAAUUUAGUCUAUUUAUACCCUUUCGUUUUACUAAGGGAAAAAAUCAAGCUUAUUGGGCAGAGUCAAGACUAGAAUCUAGGCCUUUCAGCUCUGGUUUUCUGUGAUAAUCAUAGGUUCAUUUACAACCUCAAGUCCCAAGAGUAAGUUGUUUUGUAAAUAGGUGAGGCACAAUUGCAAUAAUUUAAUCAGUUUUAUUUUUAAUAUUCCACCUCACGUUAAUCUUAAUAAUUGACUUAAAAUCAUGUUCAUUUUCUAAUGUGCCCCUAAUUAUACCUGAUUUUAUAAUAACUACAUAAAUCCCCAAACCCAGGUGGAGUACAAGAUUGUCUCGUUUGUUUUUGUUGCAUGUGUUUCAGGAAUUCUUUUGUGUAAAGUCAUGUGUAUAUUUUAUUAAACAUUCUAGUCAUAAGUUUAAGUUAGUUAUCCAAACAUUUUCCAUGUUUUUAAGAAAGAUUUCAUUUCCCCCAGGCCUUUGUCCUCCAGUUUUAUAUUUCAUUUUUACAAUUGGUAUCAUUUAAAAAGUUCUAAUAAAAUUAGAACCUUUUAUAUGAGAAAGGUUUUAGAAUUAAACUGAAAUGUUCAGCAUAGUAUAUCUCUUAGUUCAUUAGAAAGUAUCUUUUUAUAUGUUUAAGUAUAUUUACAAGGAAAAUAAAACCUUUAAAGAUACCUCAAUAUUUAACAUUGUAGAGCCAUUUGCAAGAUAUUCUAGAUAAAAACAUUUCAUUACCCAAUAUUACUGACCAUGCUUAGUACCCAGAUUUUGGUUUCUAAAUGUCAUUCCCCACUAUAAGGAACCAGGGCUCCUUGGAGUAAUGGUUGAUUACUCCAGGGAAAAUGUAAGACGUGACUAGUAUCUUUAUGAAAUAAAAAAAGAGCAUUCAAAACUAAUGUCAGAAGGACACAGGAGACAAAUUGAAGGUGUAUCCUACUGGUCAAAUUUAGUACAACAUGAACAUCAGAAUAAUCACUGUAAUUGGUUAUAACAUGCUAAGUUAGGAUAAAUAAGCCCAUAAAGGGAAAAGUAUAGGAAGAAAAGCUCUAUAAAAUUAUUUGAAGAAUUUCAUAUAUUAAUUGUAAAUGUAGUGAUGGAUUCAGAAAAAAUCAUGAUUUUCCAGCCCUUAAUGUCAUUAAAUUGGGCAUAGUCAAUGGAUGAUAAAAAUUUAGAUGAAAGAAAAUUAAGGAACAUUAUUGUACAUGGUGUCCAAAAAUCAGAGAUGCCAACUGCAAAGGAAAGAUAUGCCUUCAUAAGGAAGAGCUGGCUGCCAAAUUGAGUUUCACUGCUGGUGCACAAGCAGACAUGUGACAGACACCUCAUGCACACAUGAUCAUCUGUGAUGUAGUCUUGUCAAAAAUGUUUCAUGAAAAUCUAAAUCUCUCAUCUAAGCUUUUCUUGUUUACAAGAAAUACAAGGAAUAGAGGAACAAGUUCAAUUACACAGGAAAUAGACAAGCCCAGAGUUUGAGACGUUGUACAAGAACAACUGGUCUGGACUUUUCAAAAGCCAAUAUAAUAAAACAAGUGGACUCAUGUAGAUUAAGGCACUCAAGAGAACCAAGGUAUGAUGCUUAAUUGCCUUCUGUUUCAGAAAAAAACAACUAUGAAGGACAUUUGGGGGGACGUGGUGUAAUAGGAUGGAAUAGGUAUUAGAUAAUGUGGUAGGUUCAAUUUUCCUAGAAGGGAUAAUGUUAUUUAGGUAUAUAGGACAAUGCCUUUAUUCUUGGGAGAUGCAUGCAGAAGUUUUCAGUUUGAAAAGUCAUAGUGUUUGCAGCAUAUUUUAAUAUAUGUAAAAAAUUUUGUCACCUGUUAAUUGAAACUUUGUGGAGGAUAUAGAGAUGUUCAUUGGUCAUUUAUAAAACUUUUUCUGUAUGUUUAAAAUUUUAAUAAAAUAUUGAGGCAAAAUGUGAUUGGAAAAACUGAUGAAUAUGAAGCUUCCAGUCAGACUUCUUCCUUUAUACUUGUAAAUUUUCUAUGAGAGUUUAUUCUCUAGGAAUGUAAUCACUGGAAAUAAAAUAACUUUUGGUUGGUUCUGA
Molecule: messenger RNA, 6672 nt
Organism: Pteropus alecto (black flying fox)
Lineage: Eukaryota; Metazoa; Chordata; Mammalia; Chiroptera; Pteropodidae
Gene: ZNF879
Product: zinc finger protein 879
Biological process (GO): regulation of transcription by RNA polymerase II
Molecular function (GO): DNA-binding transcription factor activity, RNA polymerase II-specific; RNA polymerase II cis-regulatory region sequence-specific DNA binding
Source: RefSeq, a predicted model, not a curated record